UGGAGUCGUGCGUCCUCGUCUCGUGCGUCGUGGUGAUCGGAGCUUCCAGAGGACAGAAAGCUUUUUUGCACUGUUGCUGCUGCAGGUACUUCACUGCUCGACUCGGACUGAUCAGGUGAAAGGAUGGCAAACUCUGACAGACCCACCACCGUAAUCGCGGACGUCUACAGGGGAACAUUUAUCCACUCGACUCAAACCACGGCGGUACAGAUCCUGGAAGAUGCGCUCUUGGGAGUGGACACACAGGGAAAGAUUGCUUUUAUUGGAAAAGGCAAGGAGCUAGACAAACUGUCUCAGACAUUUGGAUUCAGUCCGUCUGCAGUCACUCAACUGAAACAAUAUGAGUUCUUCAUGCCAGGAAUGGUGGACACCCACAUUCACGCAUCCCAGUACAGCUACGCUGGCACCGCCUUGGACAUGCCCUUACUGCAGUGGCUCAAUACCUACACCUUUCCUGUAGAAUCUCGCUUCAAAGAUUUGGAGUUUGCCAAAAGGGUCUACACUCAUGUAGUGAAAAGAACCCUGAGAAACGGAACAACAACUGCAUGUUACUUUGCUACAAUACAUACAGAUGCAUCUCUCCUGUUGGGCCAGAUUGCAAAUGACUUUGGACAGCGUGCCUUGGUGGGUAAGGUGUGUAUGGACAGGAACAACUCUGUGAAGCAUUACAAAGAGACCAGUCAGGAGUCUCAAGAGGAAACCUGUCGGUUCAUUGCAGAGCUCUUAAACAAAAAGUACCCCCUAGUGAAGCCAGUUGUGACUCCCCGCUUCGCUCCAUCCUGCACGGGAGCCUUGCUGGGACAACUCGGAGCAAUUGCCAAGAAUAACCACCUGCACAUUCAGAGUCAUAUCAGUGAAAACACUGAGGAAGUGAAGCUUGUAAAGGAGCUGUUUCCUGAAUCAGAGUCUUACACAGACGUCUAUCACAAAUACAACCUGCUCACUGACAAGACUGUGAUGGCCCACGGGUGCUACCUCAGUGAUAAAGAGUUGGAUCUGUUCAGAGAGACAGGAGCCUCUUUGUCUCACUGCCCCAAUUCCAACAUCUCGUUGUGCAGUGGAAUGUUAAACAUCCGCAACGUCCUGAACCACAAAGUGAAGUUGGGGCUGGGAACAGAUGUGGCGGGGGGUUAUUCAGCCUCUAUGCUGGAUGCAGUGAGGAGAGCUUUGGACACUUCCAAAGUCUUGACCAUCCAGGAUCCAGACCAUGACACGCUCACCUUUGAGGAGGUGUUCAGACUGGCCACACUGGGAGGCAGCCAAGCCUUGUCCCUGGAUGACCAAACAGGGAAUUUUGAAGUGGGCAAAGACUUUGAUGCCCUGAGGGUGGAUGUAGUUGCUCCUGGAGCACCCAUUGACCUGAUCCAGAAUGAAGACCCAAAGAUUCUGUUGGAAAAGUUCUUAAAUUUGGGUGAUGAUCGUAACAUAGUGGAGGUGUUUGUGGCCGGGAGGAACGUGGUACCAUUCACAGAGCCAACAGACUGACUGAUGGCUGCAUUAGCUGGAUCACUGCACCAUUGUAGACAAAUAAGUAAGAAAAUUAAGUAUCAUGGUAAAUAUUCGAGUGUUAAAUCCAGAGGUUAGAAUAGGUGAUGUGCUAUUUAUGAGGUUCUCUGAGGGGCAUACAAAAUUGUGGUUGAAUUCAUAUUGUUCCCAAAGUCUUAGAGCUAAUUACUGGGUUUUUAAACAGGGAAGAGGGACUUAUUAAGAGCUGUAUACAUUGCUCAUUAUUUUUGCACUCUAAAAUAUAUUCAUGCACCAGCAGUUGCUGCUGAAUGAUCCAAUUUCCAUGCUUGUGUAGCUAGAAAAUGUUUUAUAUUCGGAUGACUGAGAUUGACUUCAGUUAUAAUCACAACUCAUGCAAUUCUUUCACUGUACACUCCAUUCAAAUGGAUUCAGUCCUGUGUUUAAAAUAACACAAUCACAUGAUUGUGUUAUUUGAGGUUUUUUUUUUUUUUUGAAGAGUACAGUAUGUUUCAGAUUGCAGCAGUCAGGUUGGUGAAACUGUGGAACCCAUGAUAGAUUGUGGUCUGUUCUGUGUAUGAAUUGAAAUGAGAAUUUUAUUUUAUUAACAUUUGGCCGGACUAACUCGCAUCUGAUUCACCUCAAAAUCCACAUCCUGACCUGGUGCCUUAUUACCAGAAUCAAUUGCUAGUUUUGGUAUAUUAACUUUAGAUUUACUCAUCCAUUCCAAAUCAAAUGGUUUUACUACUGAGAUUUUUGAUUGUAAUUGUUGCCAAAAUGGAAUAUACUUAUGUAUUUAUAUCACCAUUGUCAAGUUAUCUUAAUAAGGAAAUGAAGGGAAAUUACGUGGACUGAUUGCUGAAUAUGUGUAUGUCUUAAUAAACAUGGUUGCAUUUAAGAUAAGCUUACUUUUUUAUUGUAAUAUAGUUCAUUUUUAUCACAACACAUCACUCUAUAACACCAAAUUGUAUGUGUUUAAGAUGUGAUGACGUGUCACAUCAUGGGGCUUGAAAUAAAGAAAACCACCAAGUCUG
This is a messenger RNA of Seriola dumerili (greater amberjack), 2498 nucleotides long. RefSeq names its product guanine deaminase (gene gda). Gene Ontology annotation, cellular component: cytosol. Lineage: Eukaryota; Metazoa; Chordata; Actinopteri; Carangiformes; Carangidae. The transcript is spliced from 14 exons. Gene Ontology annotation, biological process: guanine catabolic process. Gene Ontology annotation, molecular function: zinc ion binding; guanine deaminase activity. Bases 124 to 1485 code for a protein of 453 amino acids. The record is from RefSeq and is a predicted model, not a curated record.